GAAGAGUUUGCCCGCCUCUCUGUGCACUGAUCUGAAGAGAGCCAAUCGGUCAGACGUUCACGGCCACAUUCUGUCACAUUAGUUCGGUUCAGUGGUGCUUGCCGAUUAAAUGUUUGCCGAUUUGUUUGAAAACAGUAUGCCGUUUUUUGUUUGUUUUUUUUUUUUAAUCUCAGUUCCAAGAACCCAGAAGAAGCCGAGCUAGAAGACACGCUCAACCAAGUGAUGGUGGUCUUCAAGUAUAUAGAGGAUAAAGACGUGUUUCAGAAAUUCUAUGCGAAGAUGCUGGCCAAGAGACUCGUGCAUCAGAACAGUGCCAGCGACGACGCCGAAGCAAGCAUGAUCUCGAAGUUAAAGCAAGCUUGUGGGUUUGAAUACACCUCUAAACUGCAGCGGAUGUUUCAAGACAUUGGCGUGAGCAAAGAUUUGAAUGAGCAGUUCAAAAAGCACCUGACGAAUUCAGAACCGCUGGACUUGGAUUUCAGUAUUCAAGUGCUGAGCUCCGGGUCGUGGCCCUUCCAGCAAUCUUGCACGUUUGCCUUGCCGUCGGAGUUGGAGCGUAGUUACCAGCGAUUCACGGCUUUUUACGCCAGCCGUCACAGCGGCAGGAAAUUGACUUGGUUGUAUCAACUGUCCAAAGGAGAACUGGUAACCAACUGCUUCAAAAAUAGAUACACUCUGCAGGCAUCCACCUUCCAGAUGGCGAUCCUGCUUCAGUACAACACGGAAGACGCUUACGCUGUGCAGCAGUUGACCGACAGCACUCAAAUCAAAAUGGACAUUUUGGCACAAGUCCUACAGAUUUUAUUGAAGUCGAAGUUACUGGUCCUGGAAGACGAAAAUGCCAAUGUUGAUGAGGUGGAAUUGAAGCCAGAUACCUUAAUAAAAUUAUAUCUCGGUUAUAAAAAUAAGAAGUUAAGGGUUAACAUCAACGUGCCGAUGAAAACCGAACAGAAGCAGGAACAAGAAACCACACACAAAAAUAUUGAGGAAGACCGCAAACUGCUGAUUCAGGCGGCCAUCGUGAGGAUCAUGAAGAUGAGGAAGGUCCUCAAGCACCAGCAGCUGCUUGGAGAAGUUCUCACUCAGCUGUCCUCGAGAUUCAAACCGCGGGUCCCAGUAAUUAAGAAAUGCAUUGACAUUCUGAUCGAGAAAGAAUAUUUGGAGCGAGUUGACGGUGAAAAGGACACCUACAGUUACUUGGCUUAACCCUUCUAGAAGGGUCUGACUGUGCGACCCACAGCAAAUAGUUCCUGGUGGAGAGAACAACUCAAGUUCAUAGCAGCCAGCCUGCCACCAUCUGGACCUCCCUUUUUAAAACUGAGACCGAGACUCCCCAGCAGCUGGUCUCAGGUGUACAUCAGAACUGCUCAGGAUUGAUACAUUUCAAGUCUGUAAAUAUGGACGCCAACGCCAUUUAACCUAAUUUAAGAACAGAGGGGCCUCGAGGCUCCCCUGCUGAGGGCUGCAUGCUACUGCAUUUAAAUCAAUCCAUCGGCUACGGGGUUAACUGCUGUCGUCCUUGGCAGCUUUACAGCGUUGGCAGCACUUUGAGAGCAAGGCUAAUGGACCCACGUGUAAUCUGCUAUGAAAAACCAUUUGUAUAGUGUGUUUCAUUUUUUAAUGUGUGAAAAUAAAGAAAAUUAAAGGAUUUCUGUACAA
Leptonychotes weddellii (Weddell seal) is the source of this 1659-nucleotide messenger RNA. Lineage: Eukaryota; Metazoa; Chordata; Mammalia; Carnivora; Phocidae. The record is from RefSeq and is a predicted model, not a curated record.